AUGACAGAUUGCUGUCAGCGGCACCAAAAAGUUCCAGAGACGCGCACUUGGACUUCUUUUCUUGUUGAAAUCACCACAGACUCGGCGAUCAUGGCAGGACACACGCCAUCACCUCACAAGCCAAGGCGAAAGGCCAAAGGAGCUGGCGGGCCCAGCAACCUCGGCCACUCGAUCUCUGUCGAAUCCUCAGGACGCGCCCCAUCGUUCCCCCUCGCAGCUUUCUUCUGGCCCGCCAGGGGCUCUGCGUCGCAAUGGGAGAUACUCCCCAUAAUCUUGAUGGUCGUUGGUCUUUUUAGGUGGGCGGCUAGUCUUUGGGGGUAUUCUGGCUUCCAGAAACCACCCAUGUUCGGCGACUACGAGGCACAGAGGCACUGGAUGGAAAUUACAACACACCUACCCAUCACGCAAUGGUACUUUCACGAUUUGCAAUGGUGGGGUCUCGAUUACCCACCAUUGACGGCCUACCACAGCUGGCUCUGCGGCAAGAUCGGUUCGCUCAUUGAUCCUUCGUGGUUCGCCCUCUACAAGUCCCGCGGUGUACAUGAUCCGAACCUGAAGAUAUUCAUGAGGGGGACUGUGAUGGUGUCUGAAUACCUGAUCUACAUCCCCGCCGUCGUCAUCUUCGUCCGUCGUUUCAGCAGGCUAAGCGGCGUUACGAGCUGGUCGGCUUCGAUUUCUCUCGCCGCCAUCCUCAUGCAACCGGGGAACAUCCUGAUCGAUCAUAUCCAUUUUCAGUACAAUACCGUUAUGCUUGGAUUUGUGGUGGCGAGCAUGUCGAGCAUGCUUGCUGGUCGAUACUUGUGGUCUGCGGUUUUCUUCGUUGCUGCUCUUGGGUUCAAGCAGAUGGCGCUGUACUACGCUUUCCCGGUGUUUGCAUUCCUUCUUGGGAGCUGCUUCUCUCCCAAGAUCAACGUGUUGCGGUUCAUCAGGAUUGCGCUAGUUACGGUUAUUGCUUUCGCUAUUCUGCUUUUGCCUUUCGUCCUCGGUGCCUACAAGGAGUGGAAGCAGGGCAUUCGGUCAAAGCCAGCACCACUACCAUUGUUCCACGGAUUGGCAGCUUAUCUUGACCCCAAGGCGUUUUACUACCCUAUCGUGGAGCAGCUCGUUCAGAUGGUCCACCGGGUCUUUCCCUUUGCCCGCGGUUUGUUUGAGGACAAGGUUGCCAACUUUUGGUGUGCUUUGAACGUGGUAGUCAAGAUCAAGCACCUUCCGGCCGAGUUGCUUCAGCGCAUGUCGUUGAUUGCGACCCUCGCUUCCAUCAUUCCACCCAACCUGAUCCUUCUGGUCCGGCCGAGAAAGGAUCUCCUCCCUCUGGCCUUCGCAACAACCGCUUGGGGUUUUUUCCUGUUCAGCUAUCAGGUUCACGAAAAGAGCGUCUUGCUUCCGUUGGCACCAAUGACACUAUUGCUGGCAGGAAGCCAGGGACUGAGCAAGGAAAUCAGGGCCUGGGUUGGUUUCGCCAACAUUCUGGGCUGCUGGACCAUGUUCCCUCUUUUGCAGAGGGUCGACUUGCGCGUGCCAUACGCUGUACUGACGCUGCUCUGGGCCUACCUUCUUGGAUUACCGCCAACUUCGCUCAGCGUCUACACUCUGGACGGUCAAGCAUCUUUCAAGAAGAUCGUCACGGCUUUGAUUCAUGGAGCCUUCUACCUGGCCAUGGCAAUGUGGCAUGUGCUCGAACUUAACUUACAGCCGCCUUCGGACAAGCCAGACUUGUGGGUUGUGGCUAACGUAGGUGUAGGAGCUGCUGGCUUCGCCCUGUGCUAUCUAUGGUGCUUUAGCAGACUGGUGUUGCAGAGUGACAUUUUGCCCCAGGCCUUGGCGGGCAAGAGGAGCAAGGCCAAAACAAACUAG
Podospora anserina S mat+ is the source of this 1854-nucleotide messenger RNA. RefSeq lists its product as uncharacterized. The coding region runs from base 1 to 1854 and encodes 617 amino acids. Lineage: Eukaryota; Fungi; Ascomycota; Sordariomycetes; Sordariales; Podosporaceae. The transcript is spliced from 2 exons. The record is from RefSeq and is a predicted model, not a curated record. Gene Ontology annotation, cellular component: endoplasmic reticulum membrane. Gene Ontology annotation, molecular function: dolichyl pyrophosphate Man9GlcNAc2 alpha-1,3-glucosyltransferase activity. Gene Ontology annotation, biological process: protein N-linked glycosylation.